Messenger RNA from Pangasianodon hypophthalmus (striped catfish), 5068 nucleotides. RefSeq names its product transmembrane protein 150Ab (gene tmem150ab). The record is from RefSeq and is a predicted model, not a curated record. Lineage: Eukaryota; Metazoa; Chordata; Actinopteri; Siluriformes; Pangasiidae. Gene Ontology annotation, biological process: protein localization to plasma membrane.
UACAUUUGUAAUAAAAUCAUGAUAUUUAUGCUCACAGUGAAUUGUAAAACUGCUGGUCUAGAACUCAUUUUAUUUACAUGGAGUUGGUUUGUUUCAGACAGACCUGGCAACCCUGGCAGCUUUAACCCCGCAACAGCAUUCAUUCAUUGAUUAGUUGGAAAGGCUGCGCUUGCCAUCUGAAGGGUGCCGGAUGUAGUUGAAGGACCUGUCCUGUGGCCCUCCCCCACAUCACUCCUCUCAUAUUCCCUGCACUGCAUGGCUUCACCUGACCGCAUCUCUCCUCCCGUCACCGUAGCCCUGAUCCGGCAGCCCCUCAUGCUUUGGACAAGGGCUGCUCACAGCCUGCCUCAUGACUGCCUGGAUCGUUCUGCCAGUCAGCCUGUCGGCGUUCUCCAUCACAGGGAUAUGGAUAGUGUACGCCAUGGCAGUGAUGAACCACCAUGUGUGUCCAGUCGAAAACUGGAUGUAUAAUGUGACUUGUAAUGAGGAAACAGCCAAGAGGGGCUUCCCCAAGACCUGCUGUACUCUACAGGACAUCCCUCUCAUCAGUAAAUGUGGCUGCUACCCACCUGAGAGCUGUCUCUUCAGUCUCAUAGGCAACGUCGGGGCCUUUAUGGUGGUGAUGGUUUGCAUGUUGCGUUACGCUCAUGUGAUUGAGCACAGCCACCAUUGCUGGGUCAACACGAGUGCGCUGGUGUCGGGUUGUAUUAAUGCUCUGGGACUCGUCAUGGUGGGCAACUUCCAGGUCGACCAUGCGAAGACUCUGCACUAUGUGGGGGCCGGUGUGGCAUUUCCUGCAGGUCUGCUCUUCGUAUGUCUGCAGUGUGUGCUCACGUACCGCAUUGCCGAGACAGCGCUGGACUUCUGGAUGGCCCAUGUGCGCGUGGCUCUGUCAGCUGGAGCGCUAAUCUCUCUCAUCCUCAGCGGCAUCUUCUUCAUUCACGAGAGCUUCGUGUUGCAGCACGCUGCUGCCAUCUGUGAGUGGAUCUUCACCGUUCUCGUCCUGGUCUAUUACGGAACCUUCACCUAUGAGUUUGGCAGCGUCAGCAGCGACACCAUGAUGGCUGCCCUCGUCAAUGGCAGGCCACACGACAGCUCGGGCUCAGGAGUCAUCAUGGGAGGCAUGGGGAAAAGCGUGCCCAUGGGCUGUGGUGCUCGCAGCAUGAAGUCACCUGGAGGAAGCAGCACCUCCACACACCUCAACUGCACCCCGGAGAGCGUGGCCAUGUUAUAGUGAACGGACGGGAGGUUAGGGCUCAGGUAAAUCACGGAUUUAAAGCUUCCUGGUCCGUGAGGUGCUGGAAGAGAGCAAUAGAUUAGGUGUAGAGUUCAUACAAGUGAAAUGUGCUGAUAAAAUUACGUAUAAUACAAAUAAUAUACUUUCUCAAAAGCAGCUUUCCAGCCCUAAAUAUAUAUUAAAGCUGGCAAUAAUGCCAAAAUACUGAAAGAGAAAUGUUAAGGUCCUUUCUAAUCAAUAGUAGCUGUAUAAUAUAGUUAUAAUUUUACAUUCAUCCACAUUCAUAAGGCCUGGGCCAAACUUCAAGAUUUAUAGAAUGUUAAAAAAUGUAAGGGACCCCAGUUAUAAUCACAGAUUUCACAGAUCCUUCAGUUAUCAAACUUCUCAGUUAUCAAAUAGUACAGUAUUGCUCAGAAAAAAAGCCCACACACUUUGAAGUCAUGUGUUGUUGCUAAUGAGUCAACCAGCUCUCCAGCGGCUUUACACUGUACAAUUUUCCACGCAAUUUCAAAAAUCGUAAACUCAUUUUUUGGUUGUGAAUUGAGAAUAUGCCCACUAAUGACUGAUCUAGUGCCAUUUUUGGCAAGUCCGUGUCUGAAUUUUUUAAAAUUAAAAUCUCAAUAUGAGUAGUGCUAUGACGCUCAUCUACAGUCCACCAGUAGGAGAAUGGUAUAAUGUUACACAAUACUCAUGGGACAGCUACAAAUAUGGUAGUGGUGAUGAGCGAAUACGAAUAUGAGCAUAAACGAAACAUGGAAAUGAGAGAAAAAUCUCAUUAUUAACUCAAGCUCAUGGAGAACGUUAUCACGCAAUCUGUUAUAGAGUUCAAUUUCAUUUGGAUCUCGUACAGUUUGAUAAGCAAAAGACAGCCGAAAUUGCACAGUGUAAAUCAGGCUUUAGUUAAACAUUCAGAUCCGAUUAGCAUUUCUGAAGACCCUUUUUUUGGAAAUGAAUAAAAGACAAAUAGAUCCUGUGACUUAGUCCUGAAAAAUUCAUCAAUCGCAUACAGUGAAACCAUCCAGCGAAACUAAUCAGCAUCUGAGUUGUUCAGCACGGAGUUGAGUUUUUCAGAACCUGACAGCUCGGAGAAUUUCUCCUGAGCAAACAUAACUUCAGAUUAAAACAAACAUGGUGGACGAAGGUUCAGCCUGUUCAGUCGUAUGCAUUCAACAUAAGAAUGUAAAUCUGUAUGAAGAAGAUGGCAAGUCAGAUAGAAAAGCAGUCACACCUUUCUUAUCAUCACGAGGACGUGUCACACUGAAAAGCAAAACCUUUGUCAAAUUACUCUUAUGUCAUGUUGUUUAUUUAUCUAUCUUUUUCUUUUUUAAGAAUGAAAUGCAAGUAAUUCCAUGUUGCAUUGCAUUUCAUUUUUAUCAGUGGGUUGCUGAAGUUUUCCACUGAAAUGCAAGCACUGUCCAAUCACAGUUCUAAGCCGUACUCAGGCAGUGAGUAAUCUGAGUGUUUUAUCUGAACAUAAUAGUUUAAGACUAGCCCAUAAACACCUUUUGCGAUCAUUACAAGGGGCAAAUCUGCCUCAAAAUUAAUCCGAUUAUCCUCUAGUGCAGCCCAGAUAUACGUUAUUCCAACGCAAUACAUGGCAAUACACUACUCAAUGAUGUAUGUUCAUCCACAGAGAUCUUCAUUGUUAUUUUUUAUCAUUAAAACAGCACACUGAAUAUUUAUGGAUAUAAAGAGUUGUAAAAGUGACAGUCUUGGUCUUGAUUGUACAGCAUGCAUUCUGUGCCAUUUUCCAGCACUCAUGAAGCUGUAUGUAGUAGACUUUUCCCUUCAAGAAGCAAAAACAAAUGCUAUGUACAUGAUAAACACCACCUGGGGCAGUUUUCCGAACUAAAUCUUCCUGAAGAUAUAAAUUAUUUUCUUUUUAAAUACUAAUCAUAGUGCCACGCUUUUUGUCAAUUAACAGUUUAUGAGCCAAACAUUCACGUGUACAGUUUACAUGCUGCUAAUCCGAUUGCUUUUGCACCACAAAGCAGUAUUAGUACUAAUUUAAAGACAUUUCUAAUGACUAUUUUUAUGUUCAACCAAUUCAGCUCAUAAGAUAUAUUCCUUUUAAUUUGUUAGCAAUAACUAUAUUUUACUACCUGGUGCUAAGACGAGGUAGAGGCAGUCAUUCAAGACGGUCCACACAGAAUUUCUCGUCGUAUGGUUAUUGUACGUUUGGUAGAAAAUCUGUUUAGCGCUUGUAAAUGAAUGCGUUUGCUUCAUGUUUUUUUUUUUUUUUCACUUUCUGAUUCAUAUCUUCCUCAUUUUCUUGUUUUUUUAAAAAAAAAAACAUAUUAUUGAUUACAAGUGACACUACAUGCUUCAAAAUAUUUUAUAGUUUCAGAAAUAACAGACCUGCUAAUGUGAAGCUCAAACAUGUCCUGAGUCUAUACAGUAUUUUAAUAUUUAGUCAGUGAUGGAAGCAAUGAUGAUUAUGAUGAUAAUGAUGAUGCCAGUGUAUUGUAGUAUGUUGUAUUUAUUAUUCAUUUGUUUGCUAUUUCUGACACUGCAAUAAUGCAAUACUGAACUGUGCCAAACUAGGGCUGGGCGAUAUGACGAUAUGAUAUCGAUUUCGUGAUAUAACAACACGAUACACUUUUCUAAGUUAUCGUCUGGUGUACUUUCUGCUUCGACAUUAACUUUUUUUGUAUUAACUGUACUAAUUUUUUCUUAAUGUUGAACGUAAUUACAUACGAUGAUACCUAAAGUGUAUCAUAAAGAUGUCCACAAGUAUAAUAUGUAUGGAAUAAAAGACUUUCAUGUGUAUGUGCUGUUAUAGGAAAAUAAACAGCACACCACACUGAAGUUAUUAUUUUCCUAUAACAGCAUGUCACAAAGUGUUUUAUUCCUCUUAUACUACAGCAAUUUGCAAACAUUUGCAGUUUUGUAUUUAUUAAAGGAUUAAACGUGUUCUUUUUAACCAUUUAUAGUUACAUUUUAAUGUUGCGGAACGUCCAUGAGACAAGUUAGUUCCUGUUAACAUUUACGACAUAGCAGCUAUAUACAGUCAAUCCUUCACCAGCAUCUAUUUUUUCCUCUCUUUGAAGUUAAAAAGUCUCGUGUUCUUGAGAAACCAGAAAGCACAAAGUCCUCUGUCCUGAAAACGCUCCCGUGUCAUCACACUGACACUGGAGACUCCUUCCAUAAACCUCUCCUUACUGAAAACUUCAAUUAUACAUUUUUCUUUAUUAAAUAACUUUUUUUUAUUAUUAUUCAUUUUAUUAUUAUUAUUAUUAUUAGGCUUGAAUUAUGUAGCGUGUCCUUCUGGUAUGAGCACAUUAAUAUACAGUAAACCUGUGAUUUGAAAGACAGCCGGCACUACUGUCAGAGCUGCUGUUAUAGAAAAUUAAUCAACACCUUCUGACCAAUCAGAUUCGGGAAAUCAACAGUGCUGUGGUAUGAAUAUGAUAUAUUGUAUAUGUAUAUGAUAUAUUUGCCAUAUCGCCCACCCCUAGUGCCUACAUACCUCUGUAAGAAUCUCUGUUAAACUACUGAAAGUUGAUUAAUACUUAACUUGUUCUGUAAUGGGCCAAAUUCAAAAAACUGGAAUGAAAUCUACUCUUGUGACAGUAACAGUGUUGUAAGAAACUAUGUGGUUAACACUUGGGUUCACACUCCGGUCAGAUGAUGCAAAGGUAAAGGCUGAUACUAAUCCUGAAUUGCUAAUCCUGAAAUGUUUCGUUAAAAUUUCAGAUUUUGAUCAGUAAUAUGUUUUUAUUACUUCUAAUCUGAGUAAACCUCAUAGAAUAACUUUGUCCUGUUAUACGAUGAUUAACUUUCUGCUGUAUGGAAGCAUGAAGGCUAAAUGAAUGAUGAAAUGGAUCACCA